This is a messenger RNA of Aureococcus anophagefferens, 1794 nucleotides long. RefSeq lists its product as hypothetical. Lineage: Eukaryota; Pelagophyceae; Pelagomonadales; Pelagomonadaceae. The record is from RefSeq and is a predicted model, not a curated record. Bases 1 to 1794 code for a protein of 597 amino acids. The transcript has a single exon.
AUGGGCAGCCCGUUUUGGGCGCUGCGCCUCGCCUUCGUCGCCACAAUACAAUCCACAUACGUGCUCGAGCUGACCCUGGAUGGGACCCCAGCGCCGCUGCGCUUCGACGACGUCGACGACGUGCGCGCCGUCGCCGCGGCCUGGAGCGCGCGCUAUCCGGCGGCCGGCGGCAUGGACUGCGGCGACGGCGACGCGUCCUGCGUCGUCGACGUCCUCGCCGGCGCCAUGGACGCCCUGCGCGGCGAGGCGAACGCGACGGGCCGCGCCGCGGGCCUCGCGGCGCGCGCCGUCGGCGCCUGCGCGGCGUCGGAGCCGGGCGCGGCCGACGCGUCCGCGGCUGUCGUCGCGGACGCGCUCCGGUCCCUCGCCGCGGCGCGCGGCGACCCGGCCUUCGUCGCCGAGCAGGUCGCCGGCUUCUGCUACUGCGCCGCGGACCGGCGGAGCGCGGCCGGUGCGGGCGGCCUGCCGCAGGCGCGGCGAGCCGCGGCGCUCGCCGCGGCCGACGGCGCGCGGCGCGUCGCGGCGGCCGCGGCGCGGCUCGCGCUGGACCUGGAGCCGCGGCGCGUCGUCGCGGCGCGCUUCGGCAUGAUGGUGGCCUCCGAGGUCGGCGACGCCGACGCCGCGGGCGCCUUCGGACGGGCCUUCGCGCGAUUGAAGUGGCCCCCGUCCGGUUUCGUGGACCACGUCCUCGGCAGCGCCGCCGUCGACGUGCCGGUCAUGAUCGCGCCGCCCGUCGCCUGGAGCCCGACGCUCGAGGAGGUGUCGUCGACCGUGCUCCUGGGCCACGUCCACUCGACCUUCGUCGACCGGCUGGCGGAGCAGUUACGGUUCCUCGACGACGAGGGCUUGGCGAACGCGUCCUGCGCCCUCCCCGUGGACCUGCGCGUCGCCGCCGCGGGGCUGCGGCUCCUCGGCGACGCCGCGCGGCGCCUGCGCGUCGCGGCGCACGGCGACGCGAGCGACGAGGCCGCGUACGCGUACGUCGACCGCUCGGGCGAAAUCCACGCGCCGGUGUCGCGGCUCCUCGCGGGCGAGCCGGACGACCAGAAACGGCGCACGAUGGCCGCGGGGGCCGCCGUGCUCGGCAAGGCCGUGUGCGUCGUCGACGCGCCGGCGGUGGCCGGCGGCGCGCUCGCGCUGUCGGGCGAGGCCGCGGCGACGGCGGAGGCGGCGUUCCUCGACCGGGGCGUCGCCGUCGUCGACGGCCUGCUCCGGGCCGAGACGCUGGAACGGCUGCGACGGUUCGUCCUCGGGUCCACGGUCUUCACGCGGGCCUACGCCCAGGGCUACCUCGGCGCGUUCCUCGGCGACGGCUUCGGCGCGGCGGCGGUCGUGCAUCAGGUCGCGUCCGACCUCCGCGCGCGGUUCCCCGCGCUGCUCGGCGACGCCCAGCUCACGCAGGCCUGGGCCUACGUCUACCCGCGCGACGCCCACAGCCGCGGCAUCGACGUCCACAGCGACGACGCGGACGUGUCCGUCAACGUCUGGAUCGCGCGCGACGCCUCGAACCUCGCCCGGGGCUCCAAGCUCGGCGGCCUCCGCAUCUUCGAGCGCGAGCCGCCGGCGGACUGGGACUUCGCCAAGGCGAACCAGGAGACGGACGCCAUCCUCGCGCUCCUCGGCGACGACGCCGUCGAGGUCGUCGCCCACCGCUUCAACCGCGCGGUCAUCCUCAACGGCCACCGGUUCCACCAGACGGACGCCAUGGACUUCCGGCCCGGCUUCCGCAACAACCGCAUCAACCUCACGUUCCUGUUCCGGAGGCGGACCCUCGAAGCGAGCUGCCACGUCUAA